UCGGAGGAGGGUAAGGGCGGGCCCGCGGGCGGGUGAGGGGCGCGUCCUCCUCCCCACCCUCCUGCCUCCGAUGCGAGAGGAUGGCGAGCCCGGAUCAGAAGUCGCCCAACGUCCUGCUGCAGAACCUGUGCUGCCGCAUCCUGGGCAAGGGCGAAGCUGAUGUAGCCCAGCAGUUUCAAUAUGCAGUGCGAGUCAUUGGAAGCAACUUUGCCCCUACUGUUGAAAGAGAUGAGUUUCUUGUAGCAGAAAAAAUUAAAAAAGAACUUGUGCGGCAAGGAAGGGAAGAGAAUGCUGCUGUAUUUUCAGAACUCUACAGAAAACUCCACUCACAGGGAGUUUUGAAGAACAGAUGGUCAAUCCUCUACCUCUUGCUCAGCCUCAGUGAAGAUCCUCGCAAGCAGCCAAACAAGGUAUCAAAUUUCGCCUCACUGUUUGCUCAAGCACUGCCACGGGAUGCCCACUCAACUCCGUAUUACUAUGCCCGGCCCCAGAGCCUUCCUUUGAACUACCAAGACCGCAAUGCUCAGUCUGGCCAGAAUUCUGCCAGUAUGGGGAGUAGUGGAAUCAGCAGCCUUGGCAUGUAUGCCCCGAAUGGGCCAACACCAACCCCGCAGUCAUUUCUUCCCGGACAAUCCUAUCAACGUGCAGGAGUGGGAGAUUGCCUUCGGCAGCAGCUAGGGGCACGACUUGCCUGGACUUUAACCGCAGGCCAGCCUACUUUACAGAACUCUACCUCAAAAGGGCUCUCAACCACUGUUUCACGUAAUCUGCCAAGGUCAAGGCGGGAAGGGGACAUAACGGGCUCUGUUGAAAUAACAGAGGCAUAUCUUGUGAGAGACAUUUUAUACGUCUUCCAGGGAAUAGAUGGCAAAAUCAUCAAAAUGUUCAAUUCAGAGAACUGUUACAAAGUAGACGGAAAGGUGAGCAUUUCCAAGUCUCUGAGAGAUACAACAAGCCGGCUUGCUGAAUUAGGGUGGCUGCAUAACAAAAUAAGAAAGUAUACUGACCAGAGGAGCGUGGAACGUGCAUUUGGAUUAGUGGGUCAGAGUUUUUGUGCUGCCUUAAACCAGGAACUCAAAGAAUACUACAGGCUACUGUCUGUUUUACACUCGCAGUUGCAGGUAGAAGAUGAUCAAGGUGUAAAUUUGGGGAUUGAGAGUAGUUUAACACUUCGGCGUCUCUUAGUUUGGACAUACGAUCCUAAGAUAAGAUUGAAGACACUUGCAGCACUUGUUGACCACUGUCAAGGAAGGAAAGGUGGUGAACUUGCAUCAGCUGUUCAUGCCUACAGUAAAACAGGUGACCCCUACAUGAGAUCCCUGGUGCAGCAUAUUCUUGGCCUUGUGUCGCAUCCUGUCUUGAAUUUCCUUUAUCGUUGGAUUUAUGAUGGGGAAUUGGAGGACACCUACCAUGAAUUCUUUGUAGCUUCAGAUCCCACAGUGAAAACAGAUCGGUUGUGGCACGACAAAUACACAUUGCGGAAGUCCAUGAUUCCUUCUUUUAUUACAAUGGAUCACUCAAGAAAGGUUCUCCUAAUAGGAAAAUCCAUAAACUUCUUGCAUCAGGUUUGUCAUGACCAAAGUCCAUCAUCAAAGAUGAUAGCUGUGGCCAAAUCUGCAGAAUCUCCAAAAGAUGCUGCCGAAAUGUUCACGGAUUUGGAAAACGCAUUUCAGGGAAAAAUAGAUGCUGCAUAUUUUGAGACUAGCAAAUACUUGCUAGAUGUUCUCAAUAAAAAGUACAAUUUACUGGAGCACAUGCAGGCCAUGAGGCGCUACUUACUUCUCGGUCAAGGAGAUUUUAUCAGGCACUUAAUGGACUUGCUUAAGCCAGAGCUUGCGAGACCAGCUACCACUUUGUAUCAGCAUAAUCUGACAGGAAUCCUGGAAACAGCUGUCAGGGCAACAAAUGCACAGUUUGAUAACCCUGAGAUCCUCAAACGCUUGGAUGUCAGACUUUUGGAGGUCUCUCCUGGUGAUACUGGUUGGGAUGUUUUCAGCUUAGACUAUCAUGUUGACGGACCGAUUGCAACAGUAUUCACCCGUGAGUGCAUGAGCCACUAUCUGAGGGUGUUCAACUUCUUGUGGAGGGCAAAACGGAUGGAAUAUAUUCUCACAGACAUAUGGAAAGGACAUAUGUGUAAUGCAAAGCUUCUGAAAAAUAUGCCAGAACUUUCUGGGGUGCUGCAUCAGUGUCACGUUCUGGCAUCAGAAAUGGUCCAUUUCAUUCAUCAAAUGCAGUAUUACAUUACAUUUGAGGUGCUUGAAUGUUCCUGGGAUGAACUAUGGAACAAAGUGCAACAGGCUCAAGACUUGGAUCACAUCAUUGCGGCUCAUGAAGUUUUCUUAGAUACAAUUAUAUCUCGCUGUUUGCUGGACACUGACUCAAGAAUGCUGCUCAACCAGCUUCGAGCAGUCUUUGAUCAGAUUCUUGAGUUUCAAAAUGCCCAAGAUGCCAUGUACCGUGUUGCCUUGGAGGAGUUACAGUUACGGUUGCAGUUUGAAGAAAGAAAGAGAGAGAGAGAAAUUGAGGGUGAAUGGGGAGUAAAAGCUUCAGAAGAGGAAGAGGAGACUAAAAGGAUUAAAGAAUUUCAAGAUUCAAUACCAAAAAUGUGUUCACAGCUGCGACUACUUACCCAUUUCUAUCAGGGCAUCGUGCAGCAGUUUUUGGUAUUACUGACCACCAGUUCUGAUGAAAGUCUUCGAUUUCUUAGCUUUAGAUUGGAUUUCAAUGAACAUUAUAAAGCUAGGGAGCCCAGGCUUAGGGUUUCUUUGGGUACUAGAGGGCGGCGUAAUUCACAUAUAUAAAUCUCCCUGCAAUGAAUGUAAACCAGGAUCACAGAUGUGUAACCUGUUGUUGGUUGUGGCAGUCAACUUGGCAUACUAAAACCAAAUGGCAUGCAAUAGGUGUUUGUCAUUAUCACAAGCAACCUGUUUUCAGUCAUGUGAUUGUGCAACACUUGUGCAGAAAGCAACAUGGCUUAUUUUUUAUAUUUAAUGGUUGAGAUUACUAAAUGGGUUUAAACUGUUGCAAUUUUGCUUUGGUAGUCCAUUAAUCAACCAGCUAUAUUUUGUUUGUGGCUUUUAAAGCACAUUCCACCAUCAUUGAUAUUUGUCGUCAAGACAUUUUAUCCACAUGCAGAAACACACUUGUUUCCUUUUACACAAAGCAGGGCUGUAAUUUUCCAUUUCAGUUUAGAAACCACUUUUGUUUUAAAACCUGCCAGUUUAAGAAUCUGGCCAGAAGUCUAUCUUAUUUCUUUUUUCAGUGUUGUGGUGUAUUGACUGUGGAGGAAAAAUUAGUCACUUAAAAUUACACACAUUAAUGUUUUCAACAUUUUCAAAACUGAUUUAUUUUUCCAGAAAUUUUUUAACUGCUUUACAGAAACAAAUAUUAGAGACAUAACAGAAGUCCAACACAACAAAUAGUAGAAAUGAAAUUAAAACCUCAGUGCUCUCCAGUAAUGAAACAUGUAAAUAUUAAAUAGAUGUGAAUGAAGUAUUUUGUGUUCAAAUCUGAUGUAUUAGAAAUUAAUUUGGAUAAUGAAGACUACUUAUUUCUCUUUCCUUGCCUAUUUUUCCAUUGUAAAUAUUUAUAUAUUGCUGUCCAGAUGUUAGGGGGAAACAUUUUUGUAAAAAAAAAAAGUCACUAUAUAUCAUCACUCAAUUAUCCAUUUGUUAUAUUCACAGGUAAAAGCUUAGAAAAUAAACACAAUUAUCUUUCAAACUUU
Molecule: messenger RNA, 3727 nt
Organism: Lacerta agilis (Sand lizard)
Lineage: Eukaryota; Metazoa; Chordata; Lepidosauria; Squamata; Lacertidae
Gene: TUBGCP3
Product: tubulin gamma complex associated protein 3
Exons: 22
Coding region: 81-2804 (907 amino acids)
Biological process (GO): meiotic cell cycle; cytoplasmic microtubule organization; spindle assembly
Cellular component (GO): spindle pole; centrosome; gamma-tubulin small complex
Molecular function (GO): gamma-tubulin binding; microtubule minus-end binding
Source: RefSeq, a predicted model, not a curated record